AUUGUCAUUUUGCGACGGGCGGUGGCCGAGUGAGGGGGGUAGGAGGUUAUUGGUGCACUCGGGGAACGGGGACGUGGAUUUGUGUAUUUGUAUAUCGAUAGCGCUUAUGGCGAGGUUUUUCGAGUUUGACGGGAGGUCCGCGCUCAAGAGUGCCCGUCCGCACGCGGAGAUAGACAAGGGCGUGAUUAGGCACUUCGCGCUGAGGUUAUCGAGAUUUAAGCCGGAGGGAGUCGCGAAGUUCAUGCUGAGCGAUUUGUGCCGAUAUUUUUCAAAAAAAUAUAGUGCAAUGCGUUUGAGAGGCGCGGUUAUUUAGGUACAGCGCUGGGUGUCGCACAAGUAUGGGCUUCUUUUUAGAGGGUGAAACGUUGAGGUGGAGCGAGCUGAAGGAGCAUGCGCGGAUGAUCAAGGACUACGGGGUGGAGCAAUUUUUGGCGGCGUACAGCGCGAACAAGUGCAUAAGGAGCAGGUUUUUGUGGGGCGACGAGGUAUGCACGAAGACGUGAAAAUUGAGUGGGGAAAUGCGCGGGCGAGUGGUUCGGUUGCGCGCGAGAAAAGGGGGGAGGUGUGGAGCGUUAGGACGCGAGGGGGUCCCUGCGGCCGUUUCCGCGCUGCGCGCUUUCAGCGGGUGGGGUUGAUUGACUGUAUUGCGACUAAACAAAAAAAAAUUGUGCGUCGGAAACGGACGAGGAGCAAGGUUGAGUACAUGAUAGUGCACAUGGACGACGAGAAGAAGGAGGUCGCUCUGUCGCUGCGAGCAGUGGAGUUGAUAUCGGAGCUGCAGGGCCUGGAGGAUGGGCGCGGUGAGCACGAGAGGACCGUGUUGUGGAGGCCUGAGUACGCGGCGUACAUGAUUGAGGGGACGCCAGGGAGGCCGUUUGGGAGCGAGUGGGGCGAACACAAGAGGUUGGAGGAGAACAUGAUGGAGCGCCGAGGGCAGAUAAAGCGGGUGCUGGGGCGCGGAGAGUACGUGGUGACGAUGCCGAGUUUUCCGCUGUUGGGAUGUGACGGGGGCGUCAGGGGCAGGAAGAGCGUGAUGGAGGAGAACUCGAAGUCGAUAUACGUGUCCGACGAGGUGACAAACAGUCACAAGAGGUUUGGCACGCUGACAAAAAACAUAAGGGAGAGGAGGGGGUGCAACGUGGUGAUCAACGUGCCCCAGUACCUGGACGAGUCGACGGAGAGGAUGGAGUACAAGGAGUUGAGAGAGUGUCUGGGCAGGGAGGCGGAGGACGGGUGCGUGUACAUGGAUGCGAUGGCAUUUGGGAUGGGAAUGUGUUGUUUGCAAUGUACGAUUCAGUGUGUAGACAUACACGAGGCUGGUUGUGUGUAUGACCAAUUGGUCGUGUUUGCGCCAGUGAUGAUGGCGCUGACGGCGGGGACGGUGUGUCAGCGGGGAAUGCUGGUGGACACGGACCUGAGGUGGAACAUAAUAGGCGCGUCGGUGGACGACAGGACGGCGGAGGAAAGGGGGCUGGUCGAGGGCUCAAAGGGGAUUCCUAAGUCGAGGUACGGGUCGGUUGACUCGUUCUUGUAUGUGAGAAACCUGGCCAGGGACGAGGAGGAGGCGAGGAAGGUCGAGGCGUACUACAAUGACUUGGAAGUGCUGAUCGACAAAGACGCUCACGAGCGCAUCUUGUCCGCCGGGGUCGACAGUCUACUGGCUCAACACAUCGCCCACCUGUUCAUAAGAGACCCGCUAGUAGUUUACAGACACAGGAUGAAGGGCGAUGCGUCGAACAACGACCACUUCGAAUGCAUUCAGUCCACCAACUGGCAGACGGUCCGCUUCAAGCCCCCUGUUCUCUCUCAGAACUUGGGGUGGCGCGUGGAGUUCAGGCCUAUGGAGGUCCAAGCGACCGACUCGGAAAACGCGGCGUUCGUCACCUUCGUCAUCUUGCUGGUCAAGACCAUCAUCGCAUUUCGCCUGAAAUUCUACAUUCCUAUCUCCAAAAUCGACCGCAACAUUCACACGGCCCACCUGAGAAACGCCGUCCUGUCCCAGAAGUUUCACUGGAGACGUGACGUCUACGACCACCUCGACUCCCCCUCCACCGCUCCCGCACCCCUCGCCUGCGACGAGGCGCUCAUGUCCAUCGAUCAAAUCAUCAACGGGUCUCCCGACCACCUGGGCAUCAUCUCCGUCAUGAAGCGCUACCUGUCCACCACGGACAUCGACGACUCCGCCCGGCGCCACAUCCUAUCCAAACUCGACAUCGUCUCCAAGCGCGCGUCCGGACAGUCCGAGACCUACGCCACUUGGCAGCGCAAGUUCAUCACCUCCCACCCGAAAUACCAGAAAAACAGCGUCGUCACCCAAGAAAUAGCAUAUGACCUCGUCAAAGCUAUCCUCUCCCGCACCACCCCCUGA
This is a messenger RNA of Schistocerca gregaria, 2368 nucleotides long. Its product is annotated as glutamate--cysteine ligase catalytic subunit-like. Gene Ontology annotation, molecular function: glutamate-cysteine ligase activity. The transcript is spliced from 3 exons. NCBI's taxonomy places the organism in Eukaryota, Metazoa, Arthropoda, Insecta, Orthoptera, Acrididae. The record is from RefSeq and is a predicted model, not a curated record. Bases 488 to 2368 code for a protein of 626 amino acids. Gene Ontology annotation, biological process: glutathione biosynthetic process.